Molecule: messenger RNA, 3808 nt
Organism: Cynocephalus volans (Philippine flying lemur)
Lineage: Eukaryota; Metazoa; Chordata; Mammalia; Dermoptera; Cynocephalidae
Gene: SNX30
Product: sorting nexin family member 30
Exons: 9
Coding region: 193-1506 (437 amino acids)
Biological process (GO): reticulophagy; autophagy of mitochondrion; endocytic recycling
Cellular component (GO): phagophore assembly site; early endosome
Molecular function (GO): phosphatidylinositol binding
Source: RefSeq, a predicted model, not a curated record
CGCGGAGCGGCCCGGCCCAUCCCAGCCCAGCUUCAGCUCAAGCAGAGACGAGCCGGCUGGUGGCGGCAGCUCCCAGCCCUUGCCGGUGCAGGGCCUCAGACCGAGCGGGGCCUUGGCCCGGGACGCUCCGGGAGCCCGCCGCGGCUGGCAGCAGGAGGAAGCGGCGGCGUCGCGUCCCGAGCGGUGCGCGCCAUGGCGGGCGGGCCCCCCAAGGCCCUGCCGUCCACGGGGCCCCACUCCCUGCGCGACAUGCCGCACCCGUUGGCCGGCUCCAGCAGCGAGGAGGCCGUGGGAGGCGACAGCACGCCCAGCCCGGACCUGCUGAUGGCCCGAAGCUUCGGUGACAAGGAUCUCAUUUUGCCCAAUGGUGGGACUCCAGCAGGCACCUCCAGUCCAGCUUCAUCAUCUUCCCUUCUCAAUAGACUUCAACUUGAUGAUGACAUUGACGGUGAGACCAGAGAUCUCUUUGUCACAGUUGAUGAUCCCAAGAAGCAUGUGUGCACUAUGGAAACCUACAUCACAUAUAGGAUCACCACCAAAAGUAGUCGGGCAGAGUUUGACCUGCCAGAAUAUUCUGUUCGCCGAAGGUACCAGGAUUUUGACUGGUUGAGGAACAAACUGGAAGAAUCCCAGCCCACUCAUCUCAUUCCCCCGCUUCCUGAGAAGUUUGUGGUGAAAGGUGUCGUGGAUCGUUUUUCAGAAGAGUUUGUGGAGACCAGAAGAAAAGCUUUGGAUAAAUUCCUAAAAAGAAUUACGGAUCAUCCUGUGCUCUCUUUCAAUGAACAUUUUAAUGUUUUCCUUACUGCUAAGGACCUGAAUGCCUACAAGAAGCAGGGGAUAACAUUGCUGACCAGAGUGGGCGAGUCGGUAAAACAUGUCACCAGCGGCUACAAGCUGAGGAGCCGGCCUCUUGAAUUUGCAGCCAUUGGUGAAUACUUAGAUACGUUUGCACUCAAACUGGGGACCAUUGAUCGAAUAGCCCAGCGGAUCAUCAAAGAAGAAAUAGAGUACCUUGUAGAGCUGAGAGAAUAUGGGCCUGUGUACUCCACAUGGAGUGCGUUAGAGGGUGAGCUGGCUGAGCCCUUGGAGGGUGUGUCAGCUUGCAUUGGGAACUGCUCUACAGCCUUGGAAGAGCUGACAGAUGACAUGACAGAAGACUUCCUACCUGUGCUCAGGGAAUAUAUUUUAUACGCUGACUCCAUGAAGAGCGUAUUGAAGAAGCGGGACCAAGUUCAAGCGGAGUACGAAGCCAAACUGGAAGCUGUGGCUCUGAGAAAGGAAGACCGCCCCAAGGUGCCAGCAGAUGUGGAGAAAUGUCAGGAUCGGAUGGAAUGUUUCAAUGCUGAUCUGAAAGCUGACAUGGAGAGGUGGCAGAACAACAAGAGGCAGGACUUCCGGCAGCUGCUCAUGGGGAUGGCUGACAAGAACAUCCAAUAUUAUGAGAAGUGCCUCAUGGCGUGGGAGUCUAUUAUUCCACUACUGCAGGAGAAACAAGAGAACAAGUAAGUUCCUUCUUAGGACAGAGACUCUUCUACCUACACAGGGCAUGGCACCCCAUACCGGCAUGUCUCUGCAGUGCCAGUGAGGCGGCGCUGGGAAAACAGCCACAGAAACAUCUCUCCUUUGUGUAUUUUUCCCUGCCCCUACCCCCGUCCCACAGUUGUUUUCAAUGAGUAUUUAUUCCUUGGUGGAUUCUGUGAGGCUGUAAUCAUCUCUCAGCAAAAGACGCAUACCUCCAUGUUGAGACGGAACCGAAUGAAUGGAGCACUAUGAAGAUUUUGAGACUGAGGAACGAGACAACCCACUGUUGACAUUCUGACAUCUCAUGACGGUCGCCUCUUUUGGGACAGCUGAGUUGCCUGUUUUGGGAGAGAACCUGGGUCCUGCUUUUCAAGGACACGAAGGAGGCAUGAAUGAAAGGCUGCUGUGUCUUUCCGUGGAGACAUGAUGGUUCUGGAAUGGACCUCUGUAGUCGUUCACUUGUCUCAGCCUUGAGGGAGGUGUUGGCACCUCUGUGGAAAGUCCUUAAUGUACAGUGGCCUGUAGCUGUGAGUGUGGCCUGCUACCUGCUUGUGAUGAGUGAGACCUGUCCUCUUGUUUCUGGUUUGUGUGGGCCCAUUUAAAUCAGUGUCUAUAUGCAUCCAUGGCUGAGCAAGCAAGCCAGCAUCCCUGUCCUCAUGGGAUGCCUCCGGAAGCUGAGGGACAUGCUCCUCAAACUUGUUUCUGACACCGGGAUGCAAUAGAUUGGAAACUUUUUGUGUAAAAUGAAAAAAGGUGCAUUUUUCUCUGUGAAGUUCUUCAAUGUUUUUCUUUUGCUUGUUAAUUGUCAUCAGAGUAGGGAUUAGGCCCAUUAGGGAAUAUCUAUUGUCUUGAAGUCAAAGUAGCUCCCUGUUGUUGAGAUCAGUGCCAUAUACCAAGCCCCGCUUCCAGUGUCUGCUUUGUGCAACUUGCCUUCACCUCACCAAAAAUACCUAGUUUAAUAUUUCCUACUAUGUCCACUGAAUGUUUGGGCAAGCUUUUGGUGAGAGGGCUGAUAUGUCGUAUUGUUUUGACAUAGUCAAAAUUUGUAAACUUAAUGUGAAUGUUCUACAUAAAGUGCUUUAACCCUCAACAUUUCCUGGUCAGGAAGAAAAGUCACUACCUGCACGGGCCUUGAAGUUGACAAGUAUAACUAACAGCAAACUCUGCUUCUAGCUAAGUUAAAAUCUCCCCAAUUUACAGCCAAUUCCUGGGGACUGCUGGCUGCAUCUAAAGUCUUCAUUUCAAACUAUUACCAGGUUUCCUUUUCAAAUUAACACCAAACAAGCAGACAAAAAGGAUCUAUCGUCCAACUCAUUUUUCCCCCUCCUGAAAUGAAGCUACAUAUGUCAUGGCUCAUCUCUAUAAAACUAUAAAUCUGAGCCUCAAAUAAAUGGUAGUUUUUUGUGUGUUUUUUAAAUGAAACAGCUGUGCUAAGACAGUGCUUUCAUGAGCAAGUUAACCUGCAAACACUGGUCAAAACACAACAGGUUGACAUCACUUCAUUCCGCUUCUAACUGCAGAGUUGACCUUGCGUCUGCCACAGCUGUGAUGCUGUUGGGGGCCGCAGUUGGACAGCACAGAACAGUUUGGUUCUAUUUCUUCGUGUUUGACAAAGUUGCAGUUUCAAUGAUAAUUUUUACAUCAAUUGGUACUUGCGUGUACUGUUAAACCCCAUCCAUGCCACUCUAAAAUCCUUUGAUAUGAAUUUUGUUUGGUACAAUUAGAGGUGAUUUAUUGAAGUGGAAGGGUAAGGGUCCAUCUACCCCCGAGAGGUGGUUCAGCUUUUCAUUCUACCUCUGAACCGUCGUGCUGGUGUGAGUGUGGAUGUCUGGGUCCGACCUGACGGUGUGCUGGUGGAAUCGGGGUGCAUAUCUAACAGCAAGUUGACAGCCCUCUAUUGCUAUUUGGCAGAAGACACCAGACCGACCCAGCAGCAAAUGCUCAUCUUUGGGAACAUGUGGAGUUUCGCCUUGUGCGAUGUGUGCUUUAAAAAUGUCCAGUGUAAUGAAUGCUUGAAAAGGACUGCCAAAAGAGUUACAGGAAAGCUAGACUCUGACUUCCUGCUAGUUGCCAAAGCUCGGAAAUAUUCCUGUGUGAUGGUUACUUGGGAAAGAAGGCCGCACUUCAGAAAAGUCAUCAGGUCCCUCACUGGGGGGAGGGGAGUGGGGUGCACAGUUAUUCCCUGUCAUUAUGGGAGGCAGAAGUGUGGCUCUGAAGGGAUUCAGGCACCUUGGGAUUUUGUCUUCAUUCUGUUUGGUCCUCAUGUGAUAUCCUGUGCUUUAAGAUG